This is a messenger RNA of Solanum stenotomum, 1494 nucleotides long. RefSeq names its product transcription factor UNE12-like. The record is from RefSeq and is a predicted model, not a curated record. Lineage: Eukaryota; Viridiplantae; Streptophyta; Magnoliopsida; Solanales; Solanaceae. Gene Ontology annotation, molecular function: RNA polymerase II cis-regulatory region sequence-specific DNA binding; DNA-binding transcription factor activity, RNA polymerase II-specific; protein dimerization activity. Gene Ontology annotation, cellular component: nucleus. The transcript has 7 exons. Bases 99 to 1010 code for a protein of 303 amino acids. Gene Ontology annotation, biological process: regulation of transcription by RNA polymerase II.
CACGAAAGCCAAACAGAGACAUUCCAUUUCAGUUCCUCAAAACCCUUAACUUCUUCUCGCCGGAAAAAAAAAUUAAUUUCGCCGGGUAAAUCUCCGGCAUGGCAGCAAACCAACCGGAAGCCUACGCCGAUGAUUUCCUCGAGCAAAUUCUCGCUAUUCCUUCCUAUGGCUUGCCGGUUGCUGAUGUUGGCACUCCAUCAGAGACGACGUCGUUUACCUCGGCGUCUGCCGUAUCUCAUCUUAACUCUGCCGCUGCUUCUGGCCUACAGCAACCUUUGUUCCCGUUGGGAUUGAGCUUGGAUAACGGCCGUGAUGACGUCAGCGAAGCUGGUGCUUAUGCAGUGAAGCAUGAAAGAGAUGGAAUGAAUAUCGGAAAUCUAUAUGCAGGUCUAGAACACUUGCAAUCUCAUGCAGUUCGUCACUCUGUGCCUUCUAUUCACCAUGUCCAGCCUUUUCAAGGCCCACCAACAACGAGCACAACAGUAACUGUACCGCACCCACCUUCAAUUCGUCCUAGGGUUCGAGCUCGGAGGGGACAAGCCACAGAUCCACAUAGCAUUGCUGAGAGGCUGAGAAGAGAGAGGAUAUCAGAAAGAAUAAAGGCUUUGCAGGAACUGGUACCCAGCUGCAAUAAGACAGAUAGGGCAGCAAUGCUUGAUGAGAUUCUGGACUAUGUGAAGUUCUUAAGGCUUCAAGUUAAGGUACUGAGCAUGAGUAGGCUGGGAGGAGCCAGUGCAGUGGCACAACUUGUUGCUGACAUUCCAUUGCAAUCUGUGGAGGGGGACAGUGGUGAAAGUAGAUCCAACCAGCAUAUAUGGGAUAAGUGGUCCAAUGUCGACACAGAACAAGAGGUUGCUAAGCUCAUGGAGGAAGACGUCGGUGCAGCCAUGCAAUACCUUCAGUCUAAAUCACUCUGCAUCAUGCCCAUAUCACUUGCUGCACUCAUCUAUCCUACUCAGCAACCGGAUGACCAGUCACUGGUCAAGCCUGAAGCGGCAGCCCCAUCAUAGACCUUCAAUUCGUUGCACGUGCCUCUGAGAACUCCUAAUAGCCUUAUGUUCCCCCUCCUUUGUAUCCUUACCUACCAUCCAUUUGUAUUUUCCUGUGUAAUUGGUGGCAAUGCAAUCAAUGUCAGAUGCCACAACUUUUGCUUUUAUCCCAACCAUUGGCCCUUUUUUUUUUAUUACCUUUCUGGAGUUUCGUCAAACAAGGCAUGAUGUCAUCAUACCUUGGACAAAGGUAAACGUAUGAAAGCACCCAAUCAAUUAGCAUCAUUUUCGGAUGAGGUGAGCUUCUUUUUCAAAGUUAUCUAUGAUUAGCUGCUCUUCUUCCACCAUUUUGUUGUGGGAUUGUGGGGACUCCCUUUAUCCUUUGCAUAGUGGAUGGUGGGGCUUUGUAAAAGUAACCAACUGGUUGUUGUAAAGUAUAUUGUAAUUUUAGUAUAUUAUUGUAAUGGGUAGUUGAAGUUGCUUUCCCUCCAAAAAGUUCUGAAAA